This is a messenger RNA of Anthonomus grandis grandis, 1265 nucleotides long. RefSeq names its product zinc finger Y-chromosomal protein-like. The transcript has 4 exons. Gene Ontology annotation, molecular function: RNA polymerase II transcription regulatory region sequence-specific DNA binding; DNA-binding transcription factor activity, RNA polymerase II-specific. NCBI's taxonomy places the organism in Eukaryota, Metazoa, Arthropoda, Insecta, Coleoptera, Curculionidae. The record is from RefSeq and is a predicted model, not a curated record. Gene Ontology annotation, cellular component: nucleus. Bases 62 to 1225 code for a protein of 387 amino acids. Gene Ontology annotation, biological process: regulation of transcription by RNA polymerase II.
AAUGUCCGUUCUGCAUAUUAUUUACUUGCUGUGACCACACUUCUUUUCUUCUUCGUAAAAAAUGAGCGCGCGAGACGUAGAAGAGACUGCGGAGCUACAACCCGAAGAAGAAGUGGGAGAAGAAGAAGAAGAUCAUCAUAAACAACAACAAGAACAGGAUAAUACAGAAAAUAAUUGUAAUGAAAUAUUUUCCUGUUUAUAUUGUGAAUACGAAACGGAAAUUCUUGAUGAGUUGGACGAGCACUUUUUCAGCCAUGACGAAGCUCUUCACGAAGAGAGUCUAAUAGAAGCUGAGAGGGGCAUUGUACCUACAGAAGAGGAGGAUAUACCAGAGGUUAACGAAUUAAGCUUAAGGUUUCAUGAAGAACAAGCAAAACUUAUAAAAUCAUACAUCUUUGUCUGUCCAUAUGAAGAAUGUGAAUAUGAAACCGAUAAAAGGAAGACUAUGAGCAGACAUUUCUUGAUACAUUGUGUAUCCCCGGAAGUUUUCUUGUACUCUUGUUCACAAUGCUUCUAUACCACCAGGAGAAGAAACGAUAUGCCCAAACAUUUGCUUACCCACUGCAAAAAGUCUGAAGCACUUCUCUUUGGUUGUCCUGAAUGCUUGUACACAACAAAACGAAAAGGUGAUCUUCGGGCUCAUCUGAUUUGCCAUUCAAAGUCUUUAGACGAUUUAGUUACCUGUCAUGUUUGCGGCUAUACUUGUCGCAGGAUAUCGGAUCUGAGGAAGCACAUGAUUGUUCACAAAUCGGAGGAGGAUCGCGAAAGAGCGGCGUUUAAUUGUACCAAAUGUGGAUACAGUUCAAAAAGACUAAACGACCUCAAUAAACACGUCAUUUUACACAGCGACCGUAACGUUAAAGGGGUCUUAAAAUGCCUAAACUGUCCAUAUACGACCACCGACAACUCGAUUUUCGCCAAACACAUUUUAAAUUUAUGCAAUUACGUGGAAAAUGGCGCUGCUAUCCUGGACAAUGCUGAUCAGCAAUACGUCGUGUUGGACGAAGAUAACUUCGCUUUGUUCAAUAGUGCGUAUAACGAAGAGGGGGCUUGUUUAGCGGAGUCAGAUACAGUUUUUGUGAACCAAAAAUCCUCCCAAACGACAACGAGAAUUAAAUCCCAUUUGAAAAGGACGAGGGAUGAACAAGAGAGUGAACCUUCCGAAGCGGGUAAAGUUUUAGUUUUGACAAGGUUUAAUGAAGGACAGGAGAAUGUUAUUGUUUAGAUAAAGUGUUAUUAGAAAUAAAUUUUGUUGACCCACUAAA